GUGUACUAUUAAAUGAAUUAAAACGGAAAUGAGUUGUGUUGAUAUUAAAUUUGAAAAUAUUGUUUACCCCAAAUUAAAUCGGGGAACAGCAAAUCAAGAAAUUUUAAAAAAUUUGUCUGGCUGUUUUUAUUCGGGUCAAUUAACCGGCAUUUUAGGAGGUAGCGGUGCUGGUAAAACGACCUUAAUCAACCUUUUAUCGGGUCAUAUAACAACAAACAUCCAAGGUAAAGUUUCGAUUAAUGAUGCAAUUUGUAGUGGAGCUGAUUUAAAAAAUUCCUCGAUUUACUUAAUGGAUGAUGAUUUAUUACAAACUUCGCUAACUGUAAAAGAAUCCUUAUUACUCGUUGCCGAAUUAAAGCUAGAUAAACGAUUAUCAGCCUCAAAUAAAAUCAAAACUUGCUUAAGUAUAGUUGAAAAAUUAAAUUUAACAUCCUCUUUAAAUACGAUGACUGAAAAUUUAUCUGGUGGUGAGAAACGAAGGCUCUCAAUUGCUUUGGAAUUAAUUAGUGACCCCCCUAUUAUUUUUAUGGAUGAACCAACUAGUGGUCUUGAUGAAGUAUCAGCAAAAAACACAAUCGAUUUAUUAAGAUCAUUAUCCCGCGAUGGAAAAACAAUAAUUUGCACAAUACACCAGCCGUCAAAUAUAAUUUUCAACAUGCUCGAACAUGUUUAUUUCAUAAACGAUGGUCGUUGUAUUUACGAUGGCACAGUAAACGGAUUAGUUCCCUUUCUAGAUAACAUUUUAUUUCCGUGCCCAAAGAAUUACAACCCGGCCGAUUACAUUUUAGAAAUGAGCCAAAACAACGAGGAGAUCUCUUUAAGAUGCAAUUCGAUGUUAACACCGUAUCAAUUCGAUAGAGAGAAACGUGGUAAUAAAGAAAUCGUUUCGUAUGGAAAUUUAAAAAGUGAACGGAGACGAAUUGGGUUUUUAAAGCAAACGGGGGUUUUAUUGAAACGGCAUUUUAUUCAAACAAAGCGUCGUAAAUUAGCGAUGGGUAUAAACGUGGCCCAUCAUAUUUUGUGCGGUCUAAUGACCGGCUUUUUAUACGUUGGAACUGGAAACGACGCGGCUAAAACAGCGAAUAUUUAUAAGCUUAGUUUGGGGGCCGUUGCUUAUAUCAGCUUUGCUUAUGCAAUCAUUCCUAUUCUUGUUUAUCCUUUUCAGAUUAAAAUUAUUAAAAGGGAAAUUUCGAAUGAUUGGUAUGGAUUAAAGGCGUAUUUCCUUACACAAAGUUUAGCCCCACUUCCUUAUAUGAUACCUUUAUGCUUUUUAUUUACAAUAUCAUGUUUUGGUAUUGUGGAUUCAUCUUUAUCAUUAGAGAGAUACUCCCGUUUAUCUGUGAUAUUGAUUGGCGUCGCUAUCGUAUCCCAUUUUUACGGACACACCAUCGGAGCGAUUUUUAAUGCAAAAAAUGCUUGUGUAAUUGGCUCAAUGGUUGCAACGAUCGCGAUGAAUAUCGGAUCUUUUCAUCAUUACCGGAUUUCUUUUACUACAUGGGUGAUUCGACAAACCACUUUUACUCGAUAUGGAGUAACUGGAUGUUUAUUAACUUUUUAUCAAAAUAGAAAAUUGAAUUGUAGUGAGAUAGUUUGUAGGCAUAGCGUUGAAAAGUUGAUUUACGACGAUUUUGGGGUUGGGAUCCCAUCGUAUUUGGUACAACUCUCCGGGUUGGUUGUUAAUGUAAUUUGUUAUGCAAUUUGUUUUUAUGUUAUACUUAGAAUUAAGUUUUAUUCGAAUUUAGUUGAGGUUUGGAGGAAUUUUAAGGCAAAAUUAUCAAAAUAAUUCGAUUUUUUAAUAUUUUGGUUUAUACAAAAACUUAUUUUUAUUAAUUAAUAAU
Messenger RNA from Onthophagus taurus, 1838 nucleotides. Its product is annotated as ATP-binding cassette sub-family G member 1-like. Gene Ontology annotation, molecular function: ATP binding; ATP hydrolysis activity; ABC-type transporter activity. NCBI's taxonomy places the organism in Eukaryota, Metazoa, Arthropoda, Insecta, Coleoptera, Scarabaeidae. Gene Ontology annotation, biological process: transmembrane transport. The record is from RefSeq and is a predicted model, not a curated record. Gene Ontology annotation, cellular component: plasma membrane.